Messenger RNA from Coccomyxa subellipsoidea C-169, 1459 nucleotides. RefSeq names its product cell division cycle 20. Gene Ontology annotation, molecular function: ubiquitin ligase activator activity; protein binding; anaphase-promoting complex binding. Gene Ontology annotation, cellular component: anaphase-promoting complex. The transcript is spliced from 10 exons. Gene Ontology annotation, biological process: positive regulation of ubiquitin protein ligase activity; anaphase-promoting complex-dependent catabolic process; positive regulation of anaphase-promoting complex-dependent catabolic process. The coding region runs from base 56 to 1345 and encodes 429 amino acids. Lineage: Eukaryota; Viridiplantae; Chlorophyta; Trebouxiophyceae; Coccomyxaceae. The record is from RefSeq and is a predicted model, not a curated record.
CUCGCCUUCACGCAGCAAUGUGGGGAAGGAGUACAAGACUCCAAGCAAGAGCAGCAUGAGCAGCAAGAAGCCCAAGCAACAGAUGGAUCGCUUCAUUCCUUCUCGGAGCGCUUUGGACCUGGACGUUGCGAGCUUCAACUUGCUGAAAGAGAACAGUGCCGCUGGAACAUCCUCACCCACAAAGCCGGAAUAUGCCAAGCUUCUGGCGGAGGGAUUUGGGACAGAGGCAUCCCGCUCACGCAUCCUAGCCUUCAAAAAUAAGGCCCCAGCUCCGCCGGAGGGACACCAGAAUCGCCUGGCAUCCCUGUACACACAGAAUGCGGGCCCCCGACCAGUGAAGAAGACCUUCCGGAACAUCCCGCAGGCGCCAGAGCGCAUUCUGGAUGCUCCCGACCUGCUGGAUGACUACUACCUCAACCUGCUGGACUGGAGCAGCAACAACGUGGUGGCUGUUGCACUGCGGAAAGAGGUAUACCUCUGGAAUGCUGCGACCGGCUCCAUCGAGCAGCUAAUGGAGUGUGCGGAGGAGGAUGACUACGUGACGAGCGUGGCGUGGGCGGCUGACGGCAAGCACGUGGCGGUUGGCACAGCGAGCGCGCAGGUGCAGAUCUGGGACGCGGCGCGCGUGAAGCAGAUCCGCGCACUCAAAGGCCACUCCGCGCGCGUCUCCGCCAUGGCCUGGUCCGGCACCACCCUCUCCACCGGCGGCCGCGACUCCCUCAUCAUCAACCACGAUGUCAGGGUGCGGGAGCACAUAACGGCAACGAUGCGGGGCCACGAGCAGGAGGUGUGCGGGCUGAAGUGGUCGCCCAGCGGCGCGCAGCUGGCCAGCGGCGGCAACGACAACCUGCUGCACGUGUGGGGCGCGGGAGGGGGCGCACCCCUGCACCGCCUGACCGCGCACACCGCCGCCGUCAAGGCGCUGGCCUGGUGCCCCUUCCAGUCCAACCUGCUGGCCUCCGGCGGCGGCACGGCCGACCGCUGCAUCAAGUUCUGGAACACCCACACCGGCGCCCUGCUCAACUCCAUCGAUACCCACUCCCAGGUCUGCGCGCUGCAGUGGAGCCGGCAUGAGAAGGAGAUCCUGAGCAGCCACGGGUUCAGCCAGAACCAGCUCUGCCUCUGGAAGUACCCCUCCAUGGCCAAGGUGGCGGAGAUGUCGGGCCACACGUCGCGCGUGCUGCACCUGGCACAGUCCCCAGACGGCACCACGGUGUGCUCCGCUGCUGCCGACGAGACGCUGCGCUUCUGGAAAUGCUUUGCAGAGGCGCCCCCCGCUCCGAAGGCCAAAAGCGCGCUGGGGAGCAGCAGCAGCAGCAUGCUGCGCAGUGUUGCCAUCAGGUAGAGGAGGAGCGUCCGCAGAUGCGCACUGGAGUUAGGAUAGGAGUUUGCAUGUGAGCUGUGUACUUGUUUUCAAGACUGUUGUGUUGUGCAUGCCUUGUGUUGCUGUGUGUCUGAG